CGGUGCGUUUAUAAGCAGGCCCAUCACGUCGUCGAGUCUCGACGAAUCAUGGUGGCAGUUCGUUCGGGCCGAGCCGGCAUUUUGGCAAACAACGUCAUCGCUCGACAUUGCUCAUGAGGGUACUAAGAGCAGCACAGCACCCAAGUAACCGAAGAUCAAGUUGAACUGUAUUGCGACGAGUUCAAUUAAACCACUCAAAGCUUCAGGACCCCAACUGCAACGCAAGAACCUACAGCUAACACAAGAUGUCUCACCACGUCCUACUCAUCGGCGGUCACGGCAAGGUCUCCCAACUCCUCACCCCUCUCCUCCUUUCAAGAUCCUGGAAUGUCACAUCCGUCAUCCGAACAGCAGACCAGAAGCCUACAAUCGAAGCUCUUGGCAAGAAUCAGCCCGGCAAGCUCGAUGUACUCAUCAGCAGCGUCGCCGACGUCAAGACCGAAUCCGAUGCAAAGCAAAUCAUCGAGCGCGUGAAGCCUGACUGGGUGGUCUGGAGUGCUGGCGCUGGCGGCAAGGGUGGUGCCUCGAACACAAUUGCUGUUGAUCACGAUGCGGCUAUUGCAUUCACCAAGGCUAGCAUUCACACGCCCAGCGUCAAGAAGUUCCUCACAGUUUCAUACCUGUCCAGCCGAAGGGGCAAGCCAAGCUGGUGGAGCGAUUCGGAUUGGGAGACCGCGCAAAAGACCAACAAUGAGAUCCUACCGACGUACUACAAGGCCAAGGUUGCGGCGGAUGAGGUCUUGACCGUACUAUCACGCGAGCGAUUGGAAAAGGAAGCCAGAGAUGGUGUACCUGAGAAGGAGCUUUUCGCUGGCAUCAGUCUAAGGCCCGGUGGCUUGACGGAGGAGAAGGCUGGUGGGGUCAAGGUUGGCAAGAUCGGGGUAGGGGCCAAGACUAGCCGUCACACCACAGCACAUGCUAUCGUUGCGGCGCUGGAGACUGGCUUCAAAGGUUGGCUUGAUGUCAUUGACGGCGAUGAGGAUCCGAAGACUGCCAUUCAGAAGCUGGCAGACCAACGCAUCGACACCUCUGAGGAAGAGAACUGGGAGGCGGCAAAGGAGAGGGUAUCGAAGUUGUAGAUCACGAACAGGCUUCAGUUAUUGUCGCAAGCGAUCACCUUGAAGAAUGUGAAGGAAUGAAACAAAUUGUUCACCACCUUAUCUAUGUGUUCGGUCUUUGAGUGCACCUUUUUGAACGCUGAGAUCUGGGGUAGUCGCGAGCACGGACGUAAACACGCAACGUCAUCCCUUCGGAAAGGCGGCAGCAGCUG
This is a messenger RNA of Macroventuria anomochaeta, 1270 nucleotides long. RefSeq lists its product as uncharacterized. Lineage: Eukaryota; Fungi; Ascomycota; Dothideomycetes; Pleosporales; Didymellaceae. The record is from RefSeq and is a predicted model, not a curated record. The transcript has a single exon. The coding region runs from base 246 to 1079 and encodes 277 amino acids.